Messenger RNA from Alexandromys fortis (reed vole), 3419 nucleotides. RefSeq names its product leucine rich repeat containing 4 (gene Lrrc4). Gene Ontology annotation, biological process: modulation of chemical synaptic transmission; synaptic membrane adhesion; excitatory synapse assembly. Gene Ontology annotation, molecular function: protein binding. NCBI's taxonomy places the organism in Eukaryota, Metazoa, Chordata, Mammalia, Rodentia, Cricetidae. The record is from RefSeq and is a predicted model, not a curated record. Gene Ontology annotation, cellular component: plasma membrane; postsynaptic density membrane; glutamatergic synapse. The transcript has a single exon. The coding region runs from base 21 to 1979 and encodes 652 amino acids.
AAUUAUGAACGUGCCACACCAUGAAGCUCUUGUGGCAGGUAACUGUGCACCACACCUGGAAUGCCGUCCUGCUUCCCGUCGUCUACCUCACGGCGCAAGUGUGGAUUCUGUGUGCAGCCAUCGCUGCUGCCGCUUCAGCCGGGCCCCAGAACUGCCCCUCCGUCUGUUCCUGCAGUAACCAGUUCAGCAAGGUGGUGUGCACCCGCCGGGGCCUCUCUGAGGUCCCGCAGGGUAUUCCUUCCAACACCCGGUAUCUCAACCUCAUGGAAAACAACAUCCAGAUGAUUCAGGCCGACACCUUCAGGCACCUCCACCACCUGGAGGUCCUGCAGCUGGGCAGGAACUCCAUCAGGCAAAUAGAGGUGGGGGCCUUCAAUGGCCUCGCCAGUCUCAACACCCUGGAACUGUUUGACAACUGGCUGACUGUCAUCCCCAGUGGGGCCUUUGAGUACCUGUCAAAGCUGCGGGAGCUCUGGCUUCGCAACAACCCCAUUGAAAGCAUCCCCUCUUAUGCCUUCAACCGGGUGCCCUCCCUCAUGCGUCUGGACUUGGGGGAGCUCAAGAAGCUGGAGUAUAUCUCCGAGGGAGCUUUUGAGGGACUGUUCAAUCUCAAGUACCUGAACUUGGGCAUGUGCAACAUUAAGGAUAUGCCCAAUCUUACACCCCUAGUGGGGCUAGAGGAGCUUGAGAUGUCAGGGAACCACUUUCCUGAGAUCAGGCCAGGGUCCUUCCAUGGCCUUAGCUCCCUCAAGAAACUGUGGGUGAUGAACUCACAAGUCAGCUUGAUUGAGAGGAAUGCUUUUGAUGGGCUGGCUUCCCUUGUGGAACUCAACUUAGCCCACAAUAACCUUUCAUCUUUGCCCCAUGACCUCUUCACUCCCCUGAGAUACCUAGUGGAGUUGCACCUACACCACAAUCCUUGGAACUGUGAUUGUGAUAUCCUGUGGCUGGCUUGGUGGCUUCGGGAGUACAUUCCCACCAAUUCCACCUGCUGUGGCCGCUGUCAUGCUCCCAUGCACAUGCGAGGCCGUUACCUGGUGGAGGUGGACCAGGCGGCCUUCCAGUGCUCUGCUCCCUUCAUCAUGGAUGCACCCCGGGACCUCAAUAUCUCUGAGGAUCGGAUGGCAGAACUUAAGUGCCGGACUCCCCCUAUGUCCUCUGUGAAGUGGUUGCUGCCCAAUGGAACAGUGCUCAGCCACGCCUCCCGACACCCACGGAUCUCUGUCCUUAAUGAUGGCACCUUGAACUUUUCUCGUGUGCUGCUCAUAGACACUGGAGUAUACACAUGCAUGGUGACCAAUGUGGCAGGCAACUCCAAUGCCUCGGCCUACCUCAAUGUGAGCUCGGCCGAGCUCAACACCCCCAACUUCAGCUUCUUCACCACAGUAACAGUGGAGACCACAGAGAUCUCACCUGAGGACAUAACACGAAAGUACAAGCCUGUUCCCACCACAUCCACUGGUUACCAGCCGGCAUAUACCACCUCUACCACGGUGCUCAUUCAGACCACCCGUGUGCCCAAGCAGGUGCCAGUACCCUCAACAGACACCACCGACAAGAUGCAGACCAGCCUGGAUGAAGUCAUGAAGACCACCAAGAUCAUCAUUGGCUGCUUUGUGGCCGUGACACUCCUAGCUGCUGCCAUGUUGAUUGUCUUCUAUAAACUUCGCAAGCGGCACCAGCAGCGGAGUACAGUCACAGCUGCCAGGACAGUAGAGAUUAUCCAGGUGGAUGAAGACAUCCCAGCAGCAGCGUCUGCAGCAGCAACAGCAGCUCCAUCCGGUGUAUCAGGUGAGGGGGCAGUAGUGUUGCCCACAAUACAUGACCAUAUUAACUACAACACCUACAAACCAGCACAUGGGGCCCACUGGACAGAAAACAGCCUGGGGAACUCUCUGCACCCCACAGUCACCACUAUCUCUGAACCUUAUAUAAUUCAGACCCAUACCAAGGACAAGGUACAGGAAACUCAAAUAUGACUCCCCUCCCUCAAAAAACUUAUAAAAUGCAAUAGAAUGCACAAAAAAGAGCAACUUUUGUACAGAGUGGGGAGAGACUUUUUCUUGUAUAUGCUUAUAUAUUAAAUCUAUGGGCUGGUUAAAGAUUAUAUUAAAAUUUAAAAACAAAAAAAAUUAAAACACAACUAUUUUCUAACUUGUAAGUUCUAUUUAAAGGGGGAGGGAAGGGAAUCUUGGCAAUGUUGUGGGUAGGAGCCUCAAGUCAACUGGUGUAAGGUGGAAACUGCUCAGACAAAACAAGCUACAACAACCAGCACCCCUAGAGAGGCAGGGUGUGGACUGCUGGGGGUAGGAAUGAUAGAUCGCACCUGUCAUUUUUUAGAAGAUGCUUCACAUGAUAUAGGAAUACAAUUUCUACAGACAUCUUUCUUAAGCUGAGAGCUGUCUUUACAGAUCUAUCUUAUAAAAAUAAUUUAAAAAAGCAUCACAAAUUUGUACUCUGCCAAAAUGUUGAGAGGCAAUAAUUUUUUUUUCAUAGGCAAAGGGGACGAUAGAUCUGUAAAUAUAUUUUAGGUAGGAAAACCACCAACAUUCAAAUGAAUCCUUAAAGGGGUUGUUUCUUUGUCCAUGAGCACAAGUCCUCUGGGUUUGUGCCCUAAGACUUGCAUGUAUCUCCCCCGACAAUGCUUCAGGACAGCUUAGAAGAAAGGGAGCUGGCGUAGCUCUCAGUCGAAUGCUUUCACACUGCACCAGAUUCCUGCAGUUGGGCAUAACCCACUCUGCAAGGCAUGUGUCUAUUCAGGGUUUCCCGGGAGGAGGUGGCCAGAAGGGGGUGCGGCACUGGGGAAGGAGGGAGGCAGAAAAGCAGAGGGGAUGAUUCACAGGAGGCCAUAAAUUAGCAUUGUGCCGAGUCCACCUGUUGUUCCGGGUAUCUGACAAAUGAUUGUAGACAACGAUGACAUUUUAUGAUUUUUCAGAAAAGAUCUUGUUUGUUUAAAGGUGGAGAAAGAGGAGAGGCUGGGAGUGGGGGAACUUAGGGGAGUGGAAGCUUUUCUCAUGCUUGGGAUUUGGUGACUAUUCUAAAUGCUGAUUCAUUAGGGAUUAUUACAGCUGAUGCCAACUGGUUGUGGUGAUGGAGUAGGGGCAGAACAUGAGUAGCGAGAAAAAAAGGAGAGCUAAAAAGGGCACAGGCUCAAGUUAAAGAAGCCUUUGCCAACCAGGAUGUUCGGGGGGGGGGGGGAUGUGAAACCCAGUUACAACAAAAGUGACAAGCGGGCUCACACAACUGAGUCCUGCAUGGAGUCCUGUUGAAUGGGGCACCACGGAGGGAAGCUUCCCUCCCCUAGGCCUACCUCCAGUAGAGCUAUAAGCAGGGGGCAAGAUCUGUCAUUCUGGUCAAUUUAAUGAUGUAACUUUCAGUUAUUAUUUUAGCUUUAAGAGGAAAUAAAGGGUUCAGAUUUG